CUCCCUUCUCACUCUCCUUUUGAGAACAGAGCGAACUUUUCAAUGCAAGUCAUGGAUGGACAAAAUUUCAUUGGGAAACUAUUUCUGGCUUUAUGUCUUUGUAAUCUAUACUCAGUUUGUGCUACAACAGACGUCUGUUCUAAUAGCAUUCUUCCUGGAUCUAAAGGAGAUCCAGGUGAGGUGGGAACAGAAGGCGAAGAGGGAAAAAUGGGGAAAACCGGCCCACCUGGCCACCGAGGCCUGACUGGCGAAUAUGGAGAGAAAGGAGAUAUGGGCCGGAUGGGAAAGAUGGGCUCUAUUGGGGAGAGAGGUGACAAAGGACAACCAGGAAUUGAUGGUCCCUCAGGCAUAAAAGGAAAACUUGGUACUACCUGUGACUGUGGGAGGUACAGAAAGGUGGUCGGACAGAUGGAAAUCAAUAUAAGCAAACUGAAAAAUGCUGUCAAGUUUCUAAAGAACGUGAUUCUAGGUAUCAGAGAGACAGAGGACACGUUUUAUCUGCUAGUAAAGGAGGCGCGGAAGUUUCGAGAGUCACUUUUAAACUGCAAGUUGCGUGGAGGAUCUCUCGCUAUGCCCAAAACCACAGAGACAAACACCUUACUGGCCAACUAUAUCAGUGAAGCUCACCUUACCCAUGUGUUUAUAGGGAUACAGGUAGGGGAGCCAGAGGUGGGGUACAUGUACAUUGAUGGUAAACCCCUCUUGAAUACCACUGUCUGGGGUCUGCAGGGGCCACGCAGAGGUAACGGUGACUGUGUGCAGCUGGGUAGUACAGGAGCUUGGAGCCAGGUGGAGUGUGUAGCCACACAGUACUACAUAUGUGAAUUUGCCAAAAACAGAAAGUCUCCAGCAGCUUUUAUGUGAUAGUUAAAUGGUAACAGAGGGGGAGAGUUUUCAUUAUGUUUUUAAUCAUUCAUUUUUAACAUCAAAAGCUAAUAUAGUGAGUAACUGUCAUACACAGGCUACAUUUUACUGUAUUUUCAUACAAUAUUUUUUAAUGUUUUUGAAUAUUAAUCACUCUUUUAUAUCACUUAAUAAAGGUUAAAGAGGGGUAUGUGAGUGUCAUGCUACAACUAUUGAGUAAAACAGUCAACUUGUUUCUGUUUUGGAUGGUUUCUUUUUGAGUUUCAUUUAUUCAAAUGCUGUUCUCUGCCAUACAGCCUUUGGGAGAUUCUCAUGAAAUCUGACAACUCAGAAAAUGUAAACAUUCAAUACAUUUUCCCAUGCAUUUUUUUCUUCAAAAGCAAAUGUAUUUGCAUGAAUUUAAUCAAGUCUUGUUGUAAGGAUUUAAAUACAAUUUGUCACCAUUUUAAUUACGUCGAGGCAACUUAAUCACUCCCGUAUUCUUUCUUUCUUUUUUUUUUAAACAUUUGUUGUUGUAAAUGCAACAUCUGUGAGUAAAGUCUUUGCAAUAGAGUUGUUCAGCUUGUAGUCCAAACACCCGGAAUAGAAUUCCAUAGGGUUCCAUCUCAAAAUAGGUUUUUAUAACUGUGUUUCUGAACUGAUCCAAAAAAUAAAACAAGAUAUGUUUUGUUCAACAACAUAAAUUACAUACCUCAAACAUUUGUAUAACAAAACAUCCACACAUCGUCAAGUAAUGUUUACCACAGACCUUAUUUUACUCAUAAGUUCAAAAACCCCAUAAUAAAAACCCAUAGGAAAAUACAGAGGGAUCCCGUGGAGAAUUAGACUUCCGGUUUCGCCUACAAAUUCAUAUCAUGGCUGAACAACUCUAUAGAGAAUGACAUCUUGCCGACGAGUGGGCAUGCAGGGUCCUUAACAUCCAAUACACAAACCACAAUGACGGUGAUACUCAACAGUCAUAUUUUUGGAAAUAGAUGCACUCACAUAAAACAAAACCCAAAGGGACGACAAAUACAACACCACCAUUACAAGUACUGCAAUAAAAAGAAAAUAUCAAGAUAUUAAUUUUGUCUUUACUCAUGCUGCAGUGUAUGCUGAGAACCUGAGAUCACAUGAAUAUCUGUUUAUGGUUAUCAAAAUGCAACGAAAAUUGACAUUUUACAAUUUUAAAUUGACUGCACACAAUAAAAAUAAAAAAAUAAAAACUG
Xyrauchen texanus (razorback sucker) is the source of this 2072-nucleotide messenger RNA. It is a transcript of the gene colec10, whose product is annotated as collectin sub-family member 10 (C-type lectin). Gene Ontology annotation, cellular component: multivesicular body; rough endoplasmic reticulum. The transcript has 6 exons. The record is from RefSeq and is a predicted model, not a curated record. Lineage: Eukaryota; Metazoa; Chordata; Actinopteri; Cypriniformes; Catostomidae. Bases 43 to 864 code for a protein of 273 amino acids.